ACCCCCCCCCCCCCUCCUCUCUCUCUCUCGUUCGUGCACUAAAAUGGCAAAAGCCAGUAUUUCUGUAGAUCAGGAUCAGUUCAGCUGUCCAGUUUGUCUGGAUCUUAUGAAAGAUCCAGUGACUAUUCCCUGUGGUCACAGUUUCUGUAACGUGUGUAUUAAUGGCUGCUGGGAUCUGGAGGACAUAAAGGGAGUCUACAGCUGUCCUCAGUGUAGAGAGACUUUCACUCCAAGGCCUGUUCUAUGCAGGAACAACAUGCUUGCUGAAGUGGUGGAGAAACUGAAGAAGACUGGACUCCAAGCUGCUUCUCCUGCUCACUGUUACGCUGGACCUGGAGAUGUGGAGUGUGAUUUCUGCACCGGGAGAAAACACAAAGCUGUUAAUUCCUGUCUGGUUUGUCAGGCCUCCUAUUGUGAAGAUCAUCUUAAACCUCACUAUCAGUCUCCUGCCUUUAAGAAGCACAAGUUAGUUGAAGCGUGUGCAGAGCUCCAAGAGAAGAUCUGCUCUGAACAUGACAAACUGAUGGAGAUCUACUGUCGUACUGACCAAAGCUUCAUCUGUUACUUGUGUACGAUGGAAGAACACAAAGGCCAUGAUACAGUUUCAGCUAAAACAGAAAGAUCUGAAAAACAGAAUGAGGUAAAAGAAGAGCAUAUGAAAUCCCAGCAGAGGAUCCAGGACAAGCAGAAGAAGGUGCAGGAGCUGAAACAGACAUUGGACAUUAUUAAGAUGCGUUCACAGGCAGCAGUAGAUGACAGUGAGAUGAUCUUUACUGAACUGAUCAGCUCCAUGGAGAAAAAGCGCUCGGAGGUGAUGGAGCUGAUCAGAGCUCAGGAGAAAGCUGAAGUGAGUCGAGCUGAACGACUCCUGAAUCAACUGGAGCAGGAGAUUGCGGAACUUAAGAGGAGAGUCACUGAGCUGGAACAGCUUUCACACACACACGAUGACAUCCACUUCCUCCAGAGUUUCCCGUCUCUAUGUGUUUCUCCUGGAUGUGACGACUCACCCAGCUUCACUGUCAAUCAACAUGUCUCAUUUGAUAAAGUGAUGAAAUCUCUCUCAGGACUGAAAAUACAAGUCCAGGAAAUCUAUGAGGAGAAAUUCAACAAAAUCCAACCACAAGCUGCAGCUGUUCGGGUGAUCUUACCCUCAGUUCUAAAAAGCAGAGAAGAUUUUUUGCAGUAUUUCUGUUAUCUGACUCUGAAUCCCAACACAGCAAAUCGUCAACUCGUUCUAUCUGAGAAGAACAGAGUGGUGACACGCAAUAGAACACGUCAGCGAUACUCUGAUCAUCCAGAGAGAUUUGACUCCUGGAUUCAGGUGUUGUGUAAAGAGAGUGUGUGUGGACGCUGUUACUGGGAGGUGGAGAGGAGCAAUGACAUAGAAAUAUCAGUCUCCUAUAAAGAGAUCAACAGAAAAGGACGGGGUUAUGAGAGUUUGUUUGGGCGCAAUAGUCAGUCCUGGAGUCUGGAGUGUUCUUCUCCCUCUGUCUUUUUCUGGCACAACAACAUUAAGACUGAGAUCCGAGGUCCAUCAUCCUCCAGAAUAGGAGUGUAUGUGGAUCACAGUGCAGGAACUCUGUCUCUCUACAGUGUCUCUGACACCAUGAGGCUCCUCCACAGAGUCCACACUACAUUCACUCAGCCUCUAUACGCUGGAUUCUGGCUCAUUCGCUGUAACUCAGUUGUGAAGUUAUGUGAUCCAACUGAAAUGUAAAAAAAAAUAUUUUUCCUUAACCAGUUUUUGGUCAAGGGCCUGCUUUAAAAAGGUUCAUGCAAAGCAGAAUGUGAAAAAAAUCUAUAAUUAAAAUAAGCAUUAACAAAUUUUUUUCUCAAUAACUAUAAACAAACUACAAAUACAUACAAAUAUAUAUCAAUAGCCUAAGCUCAGGAAUUGUUUUAGGAUUCGAGUCUGGACUGUCUCAAGGCACAAAUCUGAGGAAGAGACCCAGACCCUCUGCAGCUUUGUAGGUGUCACAUUAGCCUCCAUAAUUCUUAAAAGAUUUUUGAAACCAUCCAGAUACUUAAAGCAGAGACAAAAGUGCAAACCAUACAUCCAUCUUCUGCAAUUCUUUCAUGCCAAACUGUUUGAAUCCCUCUGGUCUAAUGAAACUAAAAUGAUCUUUGGUCAAAAUGACAAGCAUUCAGUCUGUAACAAACUAGGCAUGCUCAUCAGAUGGACAAAUCCAACGCUCCUGUGAAACCUGGUGGUGGCAGUAUCAUGUUUAGAGAAGUUUUUCAGCUGCAUGAGAUACACAUGAGACACAUCAUUAUUGUAGGAACUAAUCAAAGUUAUUUGAAGAAAUGUGUACAACAAAUUUAGCUUUCAACAUGACAAUGACCUGAAACACGUUAAGUGUUAAGAUACGUGUAACUGCUUUUGAGUGGUUCACCCGGCUUCACUGUCAAUCAACAUCUCUCAUUUGAUGUAGUGAGGAAAUCUCUCAGAUCUGAAAAAAAAAAUAAAAAAUUUGUGAGGACUAAAUCAACAAAAUCGGACCACAAGGUGAACAAACAAACAUUGUUUCUGUAUCACAGUAAAAAGAGCCAAAUUUUCAUCUAACAGAAAUAAGAAGUAAGCAGGACCAAGACUGCAGAAAAUCACACAGUAUUAGCAUCAGUCUUGUAAAUGACAUCAAGAUCAAUUUAGCAGACAAAGUACAAAUGUAGGAGCUAUUUGUGUAUUUUUGUUUGUGUAAUGUUAAAAGUUUGUUUAUUUGUGUGUUGUCCUGUAAGGACUUUAAUAUUUAUAUGUGUGCUUUAAAUAUUUUUGAUAAAUAUUCCUCUAUAAAAAUGUAAAGUUUAUAAUUACUUUAUCUACUUAAUUUGUAAAAAUAUAUGGUUCGUUUUAUGCGAUGUCACUUCCGGUUUCGCCACUUCCGGUUAGCGCUCAGUGCUCAAUCUUGCAGUGAAACCGGCAUGGCGUGCUCUUUAUAGUAUCCAGCGCAUCCACUAAAAACAUCAUAGAGGCAAUGCCGUAAGUUCAUUAAUACGAUAUCACACACGUUAAAGAUCAUAUAUUAGAGAUUAUUUGUUCUAAAAGGCGAUGUUUUAUGUGCCGUUAAAAAUGGUUGUAACCACCCUGUUUAAGCUUUAGCGAUGCUAAUAGCAAAUAGCAGUUUGUCUUUGUUAAUUUAUAAUGCAAUGUUAGCCAAGACUCUGAAUAUUGUUGUUUUGUCUUAUUGCAGUUUUCACCGUACAAUGUAAAUGAGAGAGUGACAGUAAAGGGUAAAUCUUA
Tachysurus fulvidraco (yellow catfish) is the source of this 3238-nucleotide messenger RNA. Its product is annotated as E3 ubiquitin/ISG15 ligase TRIM25-like. The record is from RefSeq and is a predicted model, not a curated record. Gene Ontology annotation, molecular function: zinc ion binding; protein binding. The transcript is spliced from 6 exons. Lineage: Eukaryota; Metazoa; Chordata; Actinopteri; Siluriformes; Bagridae. The coding region runs from base 44 to 1717 and encodes 557 amino acids.